Plasmodium gallinaceum is the source of this 3402-nucleotide messenger RNA. RefSeq names its product conserved Plasmodium membrane protein, unknown function. The record is from RefSeq and is a predicted model, not a curated record. The transcript is spliced from 4 exons. Lineage: Eukaryota; Apicomplexa; Aconoidasida; Haemosporida; Plasmodiidae. Bases 1 to 3402 code for a protein of 1133 amino acids.
AUGAUAAAGAAAAAAUUGCUUAAUUUUUUUAAUUAUUUUUAUUGUAUCAAGAAUUGUUAUAUUUACCAUAUAAUUUUUUUGUAUAUUUUUUUUUUAAGAAUAACUUAUACUUAUGCUGAGAUUACUAUAUCCCAUUUCUUUACAUAUUUAUUAAGUAAAUAUGAAAAUUUAGAAAAAUCAAAAAAAGAAGAAAAUAUAUUUUAUUAUUUUACUAAUUUUUUUAAUUUUAAUAACAGAAAUAGUGACAAAUUUUUAAACACAAAAUUAUUUGUAGUUGUUUACUUACCUAUUUGUUUAAAAUGUUUUUAUACACUUUUUUUUGAUUAUGUUGCAUAUUAUGUUUAUAUUCAUUAUUACUUUAAAAAAAUUAAUGAGGAUUUUAAAAAGGUUUAUUAUUCUUCAUUACCCCAUGAAAAUCAAAUUUAUAGAAUGAAAGAAAAUAUUAAUUGUAAAAAAAGAAUUAGACAAGAUAAAAAGAAAAAAAAAAAAAAAAAAAACAUAACAAAUGAUAUCUAUAUUAAUGAUACUUCUGUUAUCUCUGUUUGUAAAUAUAAAAGAUCCAAAUUAGGAAAAAAAAAGUUUCUUAUUUACAAAAAAAAAUUAGAAGAUUAUAGAAAAAAUAAAAAUAUUAAGAAAACAAUAUUUUCCAGAACAAUAAAUAAGAACGGUAAAAUAAAAGUAUUAAAAUGUAAAGAUUAUAAAUUAGAAGAUAAUUUAUUUAAUAAAAAUAAAAAUUAUGAUAUUUUUUAUAAAAAUAUUUAUCAUAAUAUAUUAAAAAAAAGAGUAAACAUAUUUAUUAAAAGAAAAAAAAGAAACUUUAACGAUGAAAAUAAAGACUUUUUCAAUAAUCUAAGAAAAGAAACUAUAAAUAAAAGGAAGAAUAUUAAAUGGAAUAACUUAUAUAAUAAUAAGGAUUAUUACAACAAUCUAAUUCAAAAUUCUAAUAACAAUAAUAUUACAAGUGAUAAUUAUAAUAUUAAUCAUUAUAAUUUCAUCAGUACCAGUCAUAUGAAAGUUUUCUCAAAUAAUUUGUUUUGUUUUAAUGACACUUUAAAAGAUACCAACAAAAAAAAAAAUGAAAUUUUGAGUUUAGAAUCUCAAUUCAACAAAAAAAGUUACGUGAAAAAAAAAGAGAAAGGAAAUAAAAAAAAAUCAAAUUACUUUUUUAAUUAUUACAAAAAUUUAAGAAGGAAUAGUUAUAUUUUGAAUAAUGAAAGUUCUAAAAUAUACAAAAAUAUGAAUGAUUGUGAAAAAUCUUUUGAAAAUUGUAAAAACGAUUUGCUUGAGGAAAAAAAUUUUAAAUAUAGUGAAAUUGUGGAAAAACAUAAUAUUUAUAAUCAAAAUUUAUUAACAAAGAAUAUACAUUCUUUUGAUGAAGUAUUUAAUUAUAAAUCUACUAAUGAUAAUGUUUUUGAAAAUUCAAAAAAUAAAGAAAAUAAAAACACAAACUUGAAUAAUUUGUUUAAAAGUAUAAGAGGAAAUAUAAGUGCAGAACAUUUGUUUCAAUAUAGUAAUGAAUUAAAAGAAAGCAACUUAACAAUAUCAGAAAAUAAUUAUUAUUAUUAUAAUAAAUUUAAGAGUUUUCACAAUGAGAAAAGUGACAACUCUUAUAACAUGAGGAAAAUUAUAAAUAAUAAAAUUAAUUCGGAGUAUUAUCAUUUAAAAUUAAAUAUACUCAUAUUAUCAUGUAUAAUUAUUCAAAUUUCUAACUCAUUAAUCUUAAUUCUUAUUUCUAAUAAUAUUAUAAUAAAAAAAGAAAAAAUUUUUUUUUUUUGUUUUUUAUAUUCGUUAUUAGAAAGUGUAACAGAUGUUAUAUCAGAUAAUAUUUUUUUUUUGUGUGGAAAAUUUACAGAUGUUUAUAAAAAAGAAAUUAAUAUAAGUUCUAUUUAUACUUUACAAGUUAUAAGCAAAAUGGUAUUAAGUAUAUCUACUGUUUUUAUAUAUUUUAUUUAUCAUAUUUUUAUUUUUUCAUAUAAACAAGUAAAUAUUAUGAUCAUAAAUACUUUUAUUAAAGUAUUUUCUAUUUUUAUUCUUUCAAUUCUAUUUCUAAAAAACAAGGAUAAUAUUUUCAAUUAUUAUUACGAUGAAAAACCUUUAAGUUUUAAUUAUUAUUAUAAAAAAGAUGAUAUUUAUAACAGCAACUCAUUAAAUUCUACCGAAAUGAAUUCCUUUCAAAUUAUGAUAAACAAGGAUAAAAUAAAUAUUAGCGAAAAUACAGUAUCAAAUUACAAUUAUUCAAAUAAUAAAAAAUUAACAAAAAAUAUAAAAAAAGAUAAAGACAAUCUUUAUUACCCCAAAAAAGCUUUUUAUAAUGAGAAUUAUGCUACUAAUGAAUUCGUAAAUGACGAUACAGAGAAGAAAACAAGAUGUAUGAAACUAAUUUUUGUUAAGUUAAAAUAUAUUACUCAUAUUUUUAAUUUAUUUAAUUUAUUUCCAAAUAUAAAAAAAAUUUUUUUUAAAGAAAACAAUAUAAAUUAUAAUUAUAAAUUACUUACUUUAGAAAAUGUAAAAUAUGAUGAAGAAAAUAAUAAAAAUGUUAUUAAAGAAAAACAAAAUUAUCUAUUAAAAAUACCUAUUAUAAAAAAUAUAAAGAAAUUAAUUGAUAUAAAAAAAUUAAAAUAUAAUUCAAAUGAAUAUAUUUCAAAUAUUAAAAAUAAUAAUAAUUUAAUUAGAAAAGAAAUAGAAUAUAUGAAUGAAAAAAAAAAAAAAAAUAAAAACAUUAAUAAUAUUAAACUGGAUAAAAGUGGAUAUGAAAAAUAUAAAUACUAUGAUAAAAUGAACAACAAAAAAAAAAUUAAAAUAAAUUACCCAUUUAAGUUAUUUUUAAAUAAUUUGAAUUUUUCUAAUAUUUUUUAUAUUUGUUUAUUAUUAAUUAUACCGACUUUUGAAAGAAUAUUUUUAAAUUAUAAAAUUAAAAAUAUAAUAAUAGAUUUGGAUCUAUAUUGCUAUCUAAAUUUAGUAAAUCAUAUAACUGAUUUAGCAGGUUUAUAUAUUUAUAUUAGCUACUUUAAUGAAGAAUCUUAUACUUCAUCUAUUUUUCUCAGUUCACUUAUUAAUAUAUGUUUGAUGUCACUACGUUUUUUAUCUUUACAUAAUAGAUAUAAUCAAAUUGGAUUAUUAUUUUUAGAGACUGUUUUAAAAUCUCUUCAUAAAACUUUUUUUUAUAUGCCUAUUUUUAUUCUAGUUACUAAGACUUAUAUAAAAAAUAUACACAAUAUAAUGUGUUCUUUCUAUUCUAGUAUUUUAGACUUUAGUUCUUUUGCUUCUUGUUAUUUUGAAUAUUUGAUAAUAAGUUAUUAUAAUCUAGAAGAUUCAAAAAAUAUACGCGCCCUUGUAUUUAUUUCCUUUUUGAUUUUGCAUUUGUUAUCUCUAAUAAUUAUAUCAAAAUUAAAAAAAACUUGA